AUGGUUUUAAAUAAAAAAGGUUAUCGACACUGGGACUUCCCAAGCGGUCCCCCACCUUAGUACUAACCCAGCCUUAAGGCGCUUAACUUCGGAGUUCGAAUGGGAUCCGGUGUUUUCACCUUAGUAUGGCCGAUAACAAAACUUACUUAAAUCUAAAUCUAAAUAUAUAUAUAAUAAAUAAAAAGCUAAAAAGGUUAUCGACACUGGGACUUCCCAAGCGGUCCCCCACCUUAGUACUAACCCAGCCUUAAGGCGCUUAACUUCGGAGUUCGAAUGGGAUCCGGUGUUUUCACCUUAGUAUGGCCGAUAACAAAAUUAAUAAAAUAAAUAUCUAUUUAAUAUAAAAUAUUAAUCCAUAUUCUAAUUAAAAAAAAUUAAAAAUUUAAGAAAAUCUACUUAUUUUUUAAAAUAACCUACAUAAAAAAAUAAAAUAAAAUAAAAAAGGUUAUCGACACUGGGACUUCCCAAGCGGUCCCCCACCUUAGUACUAACCCAGCCUUAAGGCGCUUAACUUCGGAGUUCGAAUGGGAUCCGGUGUUUUCACCUUAGUAUGGCCGAUAACAAAAUUAAUAAAAUGAAUGUUAUCGACACUGGGACUUCCCAAGCGGUCCCCCACCUUAGUACUAACCCAGCCUUAAGGCGCUUAACUUCGGAGUUCGAAUGGGAUCCGGUGUUUUCACCUUAGUAUGGCCGAUAACAAAAUUAAUAAAUUGA
Molecule: messenger RNA, 714 nt
Organism: Tetrahymena thermophila SB210
Lineage: Eukaryota; Ciliophora; Oligohymenophorea; Hymenostomatida; Tetrahymenidae
Product: MFS transporter
Exons: 3
Source: RefSeq, a predicted model, not a curated record